AUGGCAACAGCGACGGAGAGACAAACUCAGCAAAGCUACUCAGCCGGUGCCGAAGUAGACACUGCCAAGAACCCAACAGCCCAAAAGCUACUACAGCGCUGUCAGGAUUUUUUGGCCGAGGUCGAGAACCUAACCCCGGGCAAAGACCUCGAAGCCUACCUGAACACCCACUACGGUUCCGGGAACGCCAUCUACGAGGACCUGUGCACUUUGACAUGCCAGGGCCUGCAAGAAGGCUGGGUAGCCAACAUCGACAUCCAGGGUCGAGACUACCGACGUUCCAAGAUAGCCCUGCCCAAGGAGGAGACACGCUUCUUUUCGAUAACGACAGUGUAUAUGAACUCGCAGGAUGUCUUCUCAGGGCAGUACCACAGCCAUCCGUACGGCGAGAUCAACUGCGUGGUACAGAUUGAUAAGAGUGCAGAGCUGAAGGGUAUGCAGGGUUGGCAGGGUGCUGGCUGGACGAGUCCAGGAGCGGGUACGCAUCACUAUCCACAAGUUCGUGGCGGCGCGUUGAUCGCGCUGUUUUUUUUGCCGGCUGGAAGAAUUAGCUAUACAGCAAAGCCAGAGGAUGCUCAGCCAUUGAGCUUGUAG
Macroventuria anomochaeta is the source of this 594-nucleotide messenger RNA. RefSeq lists its product as uncharacterized. NCBI's taxonomy places the organism in Eukaryota, Fungi, Ascomycota, Dothideomycetes, Pleosporales, Didymellaceae. The record is from RefSeq and is a predicted model, not a curated record. The transcript is spliced from 3 exons. Bases 1 to 594 code for a protein of 197 amino acids.